This is a messenger RNA of Trichoderma asperellum CBS 433.97, 1522 nucleotides long. RefSeq lists its product as uncharacterized. The record is from RefSeq and is a predicted model, not a curated record. NCBI's taxonomy places the organism in Eukaryota, Fungi, Ascomycota, Sordariomycetes, Hypocreales, Hypocreaceae. Gene Ontology annotation, molecular function: FAD binding.
ACUCGUUACCAUGCCCGAACUAAUCAUCUAUAUAAAGGCCGCAUUAUCUAGCACUUGGCACAGAUCUGAUAUGAGCAUCAUCUCAUAUGCAUAGCAUAACCGAGCCAUUUUCACCAUCUUUGUUAUAAAGACCCUAGUACGAUCGCUACAGCAUGUCUCCCAGCAUUGCCAUUAUCGGUGGUGGGCCAUGUGGUUUGACCUUAGCACGCCUUUUAGAGCGCAAAGGCAUCGACUACGUGGUCUAUGAGCGUGACGAAACCGACGAUUCUGGUCGCAGAGGAGGCAGCCUCGAUAUUCAUGCAGAGACUGGACAGCUUGCGCUGAAAGAAGCAGGUCUUUUUGAAGAGUUCUUGAAGUAUGCGAGAUAUGAAGACACUGUGUUUAGAAUUGCAAACCAGAAAGGGGAGAGAGUAUUUCACGCUGAAGAAGGGGGGCGUGACGCGCCCGAGAUCGAUCGCAUUCAGCUCCGCCAGAUUUUAUUAGACUCCAUCCCAAGUACGAAAAUCCAUUGGAAUCAUGUUCUUAAGGGAGUAACCUUGGAUAAGGAUGGGCACCAUAUCCUUGAGUUUACAAAUGGCGUUUCAGCCUCUGGAUUCAAGCUGGUGGUUGGUGCAGAUGGUGCCUGGAGUAAAGUGCGAGCAUCGAUAACAGAAGCAAAGCCAAAAUACUCAGGCAAUCACUACAUCGAAUCAAGAAUAAACCCCGGCAACUCUCUUUACACUACGAUGGUUUCGAAAGUUGGCGCAGGCACUUUGGUGUGUCUAGGUUCUUCAAAAGAGAUCGUUAUUCAGCGUCAAGGCGACGGAUCUUACAGGAUUUAUCUCGGUAUUUCGGUGCCAGAAAAUUUUGUGCGAGGUGGCGCCGUGGACUUGACUGAUACUGAGUCUACCCGUCAAUUAUUUCUUUCUUCAGAAUUCUUCGAGGACUGGGCAGAUGAAUUAAAAGAUAUUAUUCGCCACUCUGAGGAUUUUAGCCCCUGGUCUUUGUACUACAUACCUCCAGAAACCAUGAGCUGGAAGCCUAUUCCUGGCCUGACAUUGGUUGGAGAUGCAGCCCACGUCGCAACUCCAAAUGGUGAAGGUGUCAACUGCGCUAUGGCAGAUGCACUCUCUCUGGCCACCAAAAUUGCAACAUAUGGCACAGAUGAUAUUGAUCGUGCCGUUAUCGAGUAUGAAGAGGAUAUGUUCAAACGCGCAGUAGAGCAUAUUAACAGCGGUUUGGAAAUGGGAGCCGUGAUGAGACACAAAGACGGUCCUAUGGCCCUCAUCUCCUUUUUCAAGACCGUAACGGAAAAUGCAACGCAAUCUUCCUGAGUUUGCAAGUAUUCAACAGCGGGAGAGUUGAGUUCCCAAGCAUAUCACAAUCUUGUUUAUAAUAUACAUUACAAAAGACGAGCACUCGACCCUGAAAACUAGAAUAUUUUCUCUAUAAUAUAGCAUAGUUAUCUAGUAUAAAUAGCUAAAUAGAUAGUAAUUAGACAGAUAAGUAGAUAGAUCGAUUAGUAAACCAAAAGUCAUUCGAG